Molecule: messenger RNA, 959 nt
Organism: Solanum tuberosum (potato)
Lineage: Eukaryota; Viridiplantae; Streptophyta; Magnoliopsida; Solanales; Solanaceae
Exons: 4
Coding region: 78-743 (221 amino acids)
Molecular function (GO): cysteine-type endopeptidase inhibitor activity
Source: RefSeq, a predicted model, not a curated record
UUGAUGCCCUACCCAAUUAAUUCUGUGAUUGAGUUUUUGCUUUCUUACCGACUAUCAUAAACUAUCAAUCCGUAGUCAUGCCGCCAGUCCCAUUGCCGGAGCACGAAGAAUCGGAUGACGUCGAAUCGCCGUCGCCGCCAUUGCCGGAGCCUUUGGUAACAGUCGGAGGUGUCAACAAAUUUGUUUACUCGGACGAAGAAUCGGAUGACGAGGAAUUGGAUUGGCUGAAACAAAAGGUGAAUGAAGAAGAUGCUGAAUCCAGCGAGUCCGAAGAUAAUUCUUCAGAAUGUGACACGCCGGAACGGGAUGUGGAGAAACUAUGGUAUCGCCCUUACUCUCGUGGUGAUAGAGUCAUUGAUAAAGCUUGCUGGAUAAGGUAUUUUGAACAAAUCCAUGACAGUGAGGGAUUUGACAUCAAAGAUUAUCCUGGUUCGGCUCCAAUGACUUCCAUAUUUCCCAUGCAAGGCUACUUACAACAGCCUGAAUUUAUGGAAAAGAUGAAGGAUUUUGCUAGACGGGCAAUUCAGCACUACAAUGAAAAAAUGGGCACUUCAUAUGUGGUUAAUGAGAUUCUCAAGGUUAAUGGGCAUGUCAUCAAACACUUCAUGUACUAUAUUACCCUUUCAGUCAAGAAUGGCGAGAACGAAUAUUUUCAAGUUAAGGUGGUGGAUCGCCUCCAUCUAUAUAAUUCUUUGGAAUUCCCAAUCGUUAGGCCAAGGGCGAAGGGAGGUUUGGACAUAUAGUAGAUGUGAAGUCGUGUUGGCUCGGGUUCAAGCUUUAGCUUUACAUUUGUCAAUGUUGGACAUUAUUACUAGUAAAUUAGGAAUUGAAAGUGGGUCAUCUAUUCUAGUGUUGCGUAAAAAGUUUGUUAUAAGUUUUGGAAAGAUUGUUCGUUUAAGUUGAAGACAAUAUAAUUGUGUGCUGUUUUAUUAAUUUAUAUUCUAUUGUUUUGGGCCUUG